AAAAAUCAUCAUGAUGGUCCGUUUUCUCUGCAUGCUCGUGGUUCUGAGUUUCCUGGAUCAAAACCCCUCUGCACAAUUUACGUCAACACAAAACUCGGUACCAAGUCCCAAUGUACCAACAACAUCCGGGGAUUUUCAGCCAAUUACAUACAAUCAUGAGUUCAGAGGUCAGGCCGAGCUAUCAAAACGAUUGGUGGAAAUGAUAAACCAACUACAGGGCUGGUCAACAGACGUGUCUCACAUAUCAACACACUCUGGGAUAGGAGGAACAGGCAGCAAAAUUCAGAGAUUUCUAUGUUAUUACGAUAUAUUUUGCAAAGAACUUUUACACAUCAAAAAUUCAGAGCGCCACCUGGAUAAUCCUAACGAGGAACAAAGCGAGCUGUACCGGAUUUAUCUUCCGGUUGGCUUCCUUAAUCCUUUACCUGUCCAAGAGACCGAAGAAAUGUAUGCCGCGUUAAAUCGGGACAGGAGUUAUCGUUCCUCGGUCAACCCACUGACAGCAAAAGAAUCUCCUUUAUCGGAGGAUAGAAAACCACACGUCUUGUAACUGUUUUUGUUGUUAUAAUGAUAUAUAUAUUUUUAAAACUUUCUUACUUUGAGAAUUUUAAUGUAACAAGCAAACUUCAAAGAAUUGU
This is a messenger RNA of Saccostrea cuccullata (small rock oyster), 638 nucleotides long. RefSeq lists its product as uncharacterized. The transcript has a single exon. The record is from RefSeq and is a predicted model, not a curated record. The coding region runs from base 11 to 550 and encodes 179 amino acids. NCBI's taxonomy places the organism in Eukaryota, Metazoa, Mollusca, Bivalvia, Ostreida, Ostreidae.